This is a messenger RNA of Caretta caretta (loggerhead turtle), 1041 nucleotides long. NCBI's taxonomy places the organism in Eukaryota, Metazoa, Chordata, Testudines, Cheloniidae. The record is from RefSeq and is a predicted model, not a curated record.
AUGGUUGAACUGAUGGAGUCUCUGACUCUGGAGUCUCGAAACCUCCUGACCGUCUGCAGGGUGAAGACCUCUGGUGUCAGCGGCUCCCUUCUAGCAGAAAUUCGGAAAGAAAGUUCAACACUUCUCAGACCUCCCCAGUACAUUAUGUCAGCUCUCAAUGACACCAACUUCAACUAUGCAGUGUUCCUUCUCACUGGUAUACCUGGGCAGGAAGACGUCUAUCUGUGGAUCUCUAUCCCCUUCUGCUUAAUGUAUGUUAUUUCAAUAGUAGGAAAUUCAGUCAUUCUGUUCAUUAUAAAAAUAGAUCCAAGCCUCCAUGAUCCCAUGUACAUUUUCCUUUCCAUGUUGGCCAUCACAGACCUUGGCUUAUUGAUAGCCACCAGACCGACGAUAUUGGGCACAUUCUUGUUCAACUCAAUAGAGAUCAGCCUCCAUGCCUGUUUUGCCCAGUUGUUCUUCAUCCACUUGCUUCAAUGCAUUGAAUCCUCCAUGCUCUUGUUGAUGGCCUUUGACCACUUUGUUGCGAUCUGUAACCCACUGAGAUAUGCCUCCAUCUUAACCCUGCUGAGAAUAGCAAGAGGAGUAGCCAUAGUAAUCCCACUCCCCCUUCUCCUGAAACGGUACCAAUACUGUAGAGUCAAUGUCCUCUCCCAUUCCUACUGCCUGCACCAGGAGGUCAUGAAGAUGGCUUGUUCAGACAUCACAGUCAACAGCAUCUGUGACUUGUCUGGUUCACUCUUAACGAUGGGGUUGGAUUCGCUGCUCAUCUUCUUCUCUUAUGUGAUGAUCUUCAAAACAGUGUUGAGCAUUGCAUCGAAGGUGGAGUGUCUCAGAGCCCUGAAAACCUGUGUUUCCCACCUCUGUGUUGUCUUGCUCUUCUAUAUACCAGAGAUAAGUUUGUCUGCACAUAAGAGUGAGCUAUUGUCCUGUCUGUGCUUCAGAUAUGUCUACCUGCUGGUCCCACUCCUGAUGAACCCAAUCGUGUACAGCGUGAAAAGCAAACAUCUUUGUGGGAGGAUAAUCAGGUUGUUCAUCAAGUGA